Molecule: messenger RNA, 836 nt
Organism: Notolabrus celidotus (New Zealand spotty)
Lineage: Eukaryota; Metazoa; Chordata; Actinopteri; Labriformes; Labridae
Gene: haus2
Product: HAUS augmin like complex subunit 2
Exons: 6
Coding region: 199-801 (200 amino acids)
Biological process (GO): centrosome cycle; microtubule nucleation; spindle assembly
Cellular component (GO): centrosome; HAUS complex; mitotic spindle microtubule
Source: RefSeq, a predicted model, not a curated record
ACCAGCUCACACCACCGUCCAGCAGGGGGCGGUACUGCACCGGAAACUCUUUAAGAAGAAGAAGAAGAAGAAGAAGUCAAACUUUCCGCGGGCUGGAGGAUCUGUUGUUGUUGUUGUUGUUGUGUUUCUGUGUUUUCUCUGGAGAUGUUAUUCGGUUCAGUUUGAAGGACAGGAGGAUCCCCGGUAAGAAGUGAAACGAUGUCUCAGCGGGAUCUGUCUCCAUUCUCUGUGACUCCAGCUGCAGGUUUGCUGUCCAGGUGUGUCUCUAAAGGAACUGUGACUCAGGAGGAGAUUGACUCAGCUUCCUCAAAGCUAAGCCCCGCCUUCUCAGACUUCCUUCAUGAGGCUGAGCAGCGAAUCAGAAUGCAGAGACAGGUGUCCGAGCUGCAGCUGGAGGCGGAGCUUCUGAAGACAGAGAAGAGGAGCGCUGACGUUACACACACCUAUCACCUGACUCGCAGGUUCCACCGACUGCAGGUGUUCUGUGGUCACCUGCAGGACGUCCUGAAGGAGCAGAACGCUCUGCGACAGAGACUGAUGAGACCGCUGGGCCACACCAACCUGCCGGUACAGGCUCACCUGCACAGGUUCGUGGUGGAUUUGGUGUUGAUGUUGCCGGACUUCGUAGAGAUUUUGGAGCAGAACCUGAACUCAGUCCGCUGUAGUCCCGCCACCAGGGACAACCUGGAUCAGCUGGUCAGUCACAUGACAUUGAUGACAUCACUCUUUAAGAUGAUAAAUAUUGUUUUGGUGCAUCUUACUACAUUUGAAUAUCUUAUAAAAUUCAAUUUAUUUCAGUAGUUACAUUUAAACAGUGAACCUCAUAUUAUAUAGAU